UUUCGAAGCCGCUUGGUUUUCUUUUUAUCCAUUAACGAACCAUCGGAGCGGCGAAGUUUUUCCGGUGCAUUUUACUCGUUGGAGAUUCCCAGAGGCGGUUCCGUUCAGCUUCCGUAAGGUGGUUGUUGUUGUUGUUCUGCUGCUUAUGGCUGAGUUGACUCAGCCGGAGGUCUACUCGCCGAGGACUCUGCAGGUGUGGAAGACGCUGUUGAACUGGUUGGCUUUCUUCUUCCAGAUCUUCGUUCAGAUCCUCAGAGCUCUCGGGCAUCUUCGUCUUCUUUCUUCUUCUUCUUCUUCAACUGAUUCUUCGUCUCCGUCUUUUAAGCCCUUGCCGGUCGUUGAGCUCCCUGACCACGACUUUCUCGCCGCCUCCGCCGUUGAUAUCGCCUCUGUUGAAGAUGAUGAAGAGUCCGACGGGCGUGUGGAGAAGCUAACGAUAGUUCUCGACUUGGAUGAAACUCUCAUAUGCGCAUAUGAGACGUCUAGUUUGCCUGGUGUUAUUCGUAGUCAAGCAAUAGAAGCUGGACUGAAGUGUUUCGAACUCGAGUGCGUAUCUUCAGACAAGGACUGUGAAGGGAAGCCUAAGGUCAACUAUGUUACUGUCUUCGAGCGUCCGGGUUUGCGCGAUUUCUUACACCAACUAGGCGGGUUUGCAGAUCUUGUGCUCUUCACAGCUGGUCUUGAAGGGUACGCGAGACCACUUGUUGACAGGAUAGAUGAAGAAAAUCGAUUUAGUCUUCGACUUUAUAGGCCUUCAACAAUUAGCACGGAAUUCCGAGAUCACGUGAAGGAUCUCUCCUGCCUGUCAAAGGAUCUACGAAGAACAGUCAUUGUUGACAACAACCCUUUCAGUUUCUUAUUGCAACCUCUGAAUGGAAUUCCUUGCAUUCCAUUUUCUGCAGGGCAACCACAAGAUUCCCAGCUUCUAGAUGUCAUUCUUCCACUUCUAAAGCACCUCGCACUGCAGAACGACGUCAGGCCGGUGCUGUACGAAAGAUUCCACAUGCCUGAAUGGUUUCAGAAGCAUGGAAUUCCUACCUAAGUUAAACGAAGAUUGAUCUGUGCAAGAAAAAGGUACAUUCUUCUCCUUGCACAGUUCACCACCAGUUACCUUGUUCACGGAGGGUGCAGCACCUUCAAUGAAUCAGACACUGAUUCUUGAACUUUUGUAUAGCUUCAUGUUCAUCAUGGAUGUGAUCCCGAAAGGUUCCAUCCAAUUGUUUGGAAAUCCAUAUGUAGUGUUAUAAUUGUGAAGGGAAAAAUUGCAAAAACCACCCCUGAAUAGAGGUUGUUACAUACACAUCCUCAAGCUUUUAAUUUGAUCUAUCACUCCUUUACAUUUACGAAAUUGUCAUUAUUAAACUCUUAAUCAUAAAAUGUACAAAUCGCUCUUGAACCAGGAUUGUUACAAUUUAAUCCAAGUUAGAAUUUGGUUCUUAGAUUGAUGCUGAGCUGACAUCUCGAUCAAGAAACCAAAAAGUUAUUGUAAAAGUUUUAGGGUUGAUCGUAACAAUUCAAUAAUGCGAGGGUUUGAUUAUUACAAUAGUUACAGUUUAGCAGUGGUUUGUGCAUCUUACCAUGUUUAAGGGUUUUAAUCGCAACAGGUGUGAUUGAAACAAUCUCUAUAGUUCAGGGGUGGUUUUGCAAUUUUCCCGAUUGUAAAUUUGUAGGAAUUCUGAAUUUGUCAUUCAUCUUUGAAUUUAUUCAUGUAAUCUUGUUGGUAGGAGUUUUGUGGAACUURUUUAUCAAUAAAUAUCAGUGGUUUCCCCCCUUUGGUUGCUUUAA
Momordica charantia (bitter melon) is the source of this 1785-nucleotide messenger RNA. RefSeq names its product Haloacid dehalogenase-like hydrolase (HAD) superfamily protein. The record is from RefSeq and is a predicted model, not a curated record. Gene Ontology annotation, molecular function: phosphatase activity. NCBI's taxonomy places the organism in Eukaryota, Viridiplantae, Streptophyta, Magnoliopsida, Cucurbitales, Cucurbitaceae.